AGUGACGGGGGCGCGCAGGGUUGCGGUGCUCGUCGCCGAGGGUUCCUUCGCGCGCUCCCGCUCGUGCACGCGCACGGCCGCGAGAUCUUUUUCCUCACACGAGCUAGCAGUGGAUUUUACCUCACGGUCAGAGAUUAAACGACGCGAAAGCGCAUAUGUGCAUGAACGGGACACGGUCGACGCAGGAUGGUUCGGGAAACCAGACACCUCUGGGUGGGAAAUUUACCCGAACAUGUUCGUGAGGAGAAGAUUGUGGAGCAUUUUAAACGGUAUGGCCGGGUGGAGAGCGUCAAAGUCCUGCGGAAGCGCGGCUCCGAGGGCGGCGUGGCGGCCUUUGUGGAUUUCGUUGACAUUAAAAGUGCUCAGAAGGCGCACAAUGCCGUCAACAAAAUGGGGGACAGGGACCUUCGCACCGAUUACAAUGAGCCGGGUUCAGUGCCCAGCGCCGUGCGGGGUCUGGAGGACGGCACCCCCUCUAGCAGUCAUGGAAGGGAGGUUGCGGGGUUCUCGAGGAGCACCGUGGGGCCGGUGUACGGGCCUCCGGUGUCUCUCCACACCAGAGAGGGGCGCUAUGAACGCAGACUAGACGGCAGCAGCUCUGACAGUCGGGAGCGAGCGUACGAGCACAGUCCUUACGGACACCACGAGCGCAGCGGCACAUUCGACAGGCCGCGGCACUACAACACAGACUAUUACAGGGACCGUUCUAUGUUUGCCUCCGGGGUCAGCUCCAGCCCGGCCGCUAGUGCUCUUAGCGGUGGCUUUGAUGCGUCCGAGUCUCACUUUGAGUCUCGGAUUCGUGACCCUUUUACCCUUUCCAGUUCCGCUCGCCGCGACCCGUACCGGGACGACAGGGGCCGGCGCGCUGACCGGACGUACCACCAUCAUCGGCGGAGCCGGUCCUCGCACUCUUCCCAGUCCCGGCACCCGUCGCCCCAGAGGAGCGCGGGACAGACCCCUAAAGCCGCCCACUCGCCCAAAAGAGCGCCCGUGUCUCCCAGCCGGGGCCCGCGCUCACGCUCACGCAGCCCGUCUUCAAGCUCGGACUCGGUCAGCAGCACCAGCAGCACUGGCAGCGGCAGCAGUGAUUCGAACAGCAGCUCCAGUGAAGGGUCGCGAGCGCGCUCAGUGCAGUCUACGGCCACUCACGCUCCUCCGGCUCCUCCUGUGCUCGCGCUGGACUCCGACGAGCCACGGAGGAGCUUCGGCAUCAGAGUCCAGAACCUCCCGACACGAUCCACAGAUACGAGUUUGAAAGACGGGCUCUUUCACGAGUUUAAGAAGUAUGGGAAGGUGACAUCGGUGCAGAUCCACGGGGCGUCGGAAGAGCGCUACGGUUUGGUGUUCUUCCGACAGCAGGAGGACCAGGAGAAAGCCCUCAGCGUGUCCAAAGGGAAGCUCUUCUUCGGGAUGCUGAUCGAGGUCACGGCCUGGAACGGCCCCGAGACGGAGAGCGAGAAUGAGUUUCGUCCCCUGGACGGACGCAUCGACGAGUUUCACCCCAAGGCCACUCGUACGCUGUUUAUCGGAAACCUGGAGAAGACCACCAACUAUCAGCAGCUACUCGACGUCUUCCAGCGCUUCGGGGAGAUCGUGGAUAUUGAUAUCAAGAGGGUGAAUGGCAUUCCCCAGUAUGCAUUUGUUCAAUACUCUGAUAUUGCAAGUGUUUGUAAAGCCAUUAAGAAAAUGGAUGGAGAGUAUCUCGGCACCAACAGACUGAAGCUUGGGUUUGGGAAGAGUAUGCCGACAGCAUGCGUGUGGUUGGACGGGCUGACCUCGAACAUCACAGAGCAGUACCUCACACGACACUUCUGUCGCUACGGACCCGUCGUUAAGGUUGUGUUUGAUAGGUUAAAAGGAAUGGCUCUUAUUCUGUACAACAACACUGAUUUUGCCCAAGCAGCUGUUAGAGAAACCAAAGGAUGGAAGAUAGGAGGGAACAAAAUUAAGGUUGAUUUUGCCAGUCAGGAGAGUCAAAUGGCUUUCUAUCGAUCUAUGCAGGCAUCAGGGCAGGACAUCCGUGACUUUUAUGAUAUUCCAUCAGAGAGGAGGGAAGAGAGGCGAACUCCUUAUCAUGAGUUUUCAGCUGAGCGGGCAUAUUACGAGAAUGUAAGGACUCCUGGCAUUUACGCCGAAGACCCCCGUCGAGACUAUCCUGGUCGCAGUCGCGAUCGCUAUGCAGAGUUGGAUCAUUACCAAGGAGAACAUUACGAUCCCCGCUAUCAUGAGGACCCACGGGAAUACAGAGAUUAUCGAGACCCUUUUGAGGACAUCAGGAAGUACAGCUAUAUCCCGGAACGGGAACGGGAGCGGGAGCGAUUUGAGGCCGAUCGAGGCAGAUGGAGCCCGUCUCAUCAGCGUCGUCCCUUAACUCCCUCUGCUUCACCCUCACCUUCUGAUCGUGUCUCACGAGAAGCUGAAAGACGCGUGUACAGACACUCCUCUGAGAGAUCUGGAAGCUGCAGCUCACUGUCUCCACCUCCACCUCAGUUUGAGAAGUCUGAGAAAUCGCCAGUAGAUUACAAAUCAGAAGGACUGGAGAGAGAAAUGGAGCAGACCGAGGCAGAGCGUACAAGUGGAUCGGAGAGCAAGAAGCGUAGCAGACGCAAGGAAAAGGCUGACAGAGAGAAGGGAGAGAAAGCAAAGCAAAGGAGAGGCAAAGUGCAGUCUCCCACUGUUCCUCAUUCUGAAGCAGAGAGAGAGGCUAGUCUGGAUUUGGGUUCUGGGAAAGUAAAAGUUUCAGAUUUGGAGAGUCAAGAAAGGCAGAAGCAUAAAGGGGAAAAAGAACCCUCUCCUACUGACCACGUUACUCGCCUCGAGUCUCAAAAGGGAGAGCGACUCGAUCAGUGCAAAAGUGAGUCGUUAGACAGGGAUGGGAAAGGAAAGUCAAAGAAACAUUUAAAAUCUGACUCUGGUAGUGAUGGCAAAGAUUCCCUUUUAGAUUCUGACAGACUUGCAGCGAGAAAGAGGCGGUUUGGUGAUCCCAGUGGGAAAACUAUAAGACAGAAAAGAGGCCGUCUAGAGGAUGAUCCAGUUUCUGCGAUUAGCCAACCUGCAGAAUUUGCAAUGAACACGGGAUUUGCAAAAGAGACCGAUGUUGAUGUGAAAGCAGAGAAAGAGGCUCAAAAAAGAGAACACUCCAAAUCCAGGAUUGGUUCUCAUUAUAGUCAAAGGGAAGAGCUGGAUAGUACUACGAGAGGGACGUCUCAAGGCCCACCGUUACGACCAGGUGAAUUAUCUGAAGUGGAUAUUUUGGACUCAAAAUCGCACCCUGUGCCUAGGCGAUUUUCAAACGAUGGAACCUCAGAUAAGGACAGCAAAGUAAGGGACGAAUAUCUAGAAAAUAUUGACCUUUCUCAGAGUUACCGCAAACAGAUGGAGCAAAACCGGCGGCUACGGCAGCAGCUGCAGACGCCUGAUAAACCAGGAAAGACAGAAACUCAUCAAGGUAUAGAUGCAGAAGAUCUUGAGCAUCGUAGUCUGGUACAUGAGGUUGGCAAGCCUCCGCAGGAUGUAACCGAUACCUCGCCUCCAAGUAAGAUCAAGAAACAAGAGUCCUUUGAGAUGGAAAUGAGUGCUAAGAGGGAAAGGAUUUACCGAACGGUUCGGCAAAAGAGUGAAGACCUUGAGUGGAAUAACACAAACUCUCCAAGGUUUCAGCAUGCCCCGCUACAAAGAGAGGAAGAAUAUGCAGACCCCCGUAUUCAAAUGACUGUGAGAGAAAUAAAAGAACCCUCAAAACCUGAAGAUAAUGUUCCAUUAGAUCUGGAACUUGCCAGUAAACGGAUGCACACCUCACAGAUGUCAAAGAUGAGUACAUCGCUACAAGAUGAACAGCAAAGACGAUGGGAGAGUCAACUAAAGCAAGACUUGUUACCAGACUUUUCAAGGACCUCUGAGAAAAGGCGUCUCAAUCGGAAGUACUUGGAUUAUGGACUUUGGCCCGAUUUGGAACCUGGUGAAGUGCGUUCUGACUCUGAAGAGGAUCGUGAAAAUAAGCCCAACUCUCCUGCGCCAUCAACUUCUGUAUCUUUCUCUGAAAGGCAUCGUCCAGACAGGUUGUCAGAGUCCAAGCUAACAUCCUCUCUAGAGAGACACAAAUUCCGUUCUUUUGCAGAUGAUCAGACAAUCACUCCAGAUACUAAAGCUUUGUUAGAGCGUGCAAAGUCUUUGUCCUCCUCAAGAGAAGACAACUGGUCUUUCCUUGAUUAUGAUUCACAUUUUGCCAGUUUCAGAAGUAGAAAGGACACCGAAAAGGUAGAGUCAGCACCAAGACCAACUCCCUCGUGGUACAUGAAGAAGAAAAAAAUUCGAAGUGAGUCUGAAGACAAAGUGGAUGACAGGAAAGAAGAUCCAAAGCCAGAAGAACAGGAGAGACGAGAGUUGUUUGCAUCACGUUUUUUGCACAGUUCUAUUUUUGAGCAGGAUUCAAGGCGUCUCCAGCAUCUGGAGCAAAAGCAUGAGGACCCUGAACAUGGUAUUGGAUAUCUGUACUCUCAGCAAGGCCCAGCAGAAGGGCAGCCUGACCCAGAACCAGUUGUGCUUUUCCAUAGCCGUUUCUUGGAGCUAACAAGGUUGCAGCAACAGAAGAAUAAAGAACAAAUCCCUCAAAAUUCCAAGCAUGAAGAAACCAUAGAUGCAACUAGAGUAAGUAAAACACCAGAGGAAGAACAAGCUCCACAGCAACAAAAUGCUACUGAACCUAGUAUCCAUCAAGCUGAGAUCAAAUCAAUUAGCCCUGUUCAGGCUCCUCAGACUAGUCCUGUCCAAGCUCCUCAAAUAUCACUGCCUGCUUUAGCAGCCAAAGAAUCCUUGCCAUCAGCAGAAACAGAAUGUGCUGAUACUCCUACCUAUAAUUUGCUUGAUCCUUCCAUGAAGGAGGAAGAUAAAGAGCAUGAAUUGCCCUCCGCUCAGCCAUUAAAGCCUUUACUUGAGGACCCCUCAGAACCCAAUUGUUCUCCAGAAUGCCAAGAGUCAAAGAUACCAGUCGAGGAGAUGGUAUUGAAGACUAAUGACUUUGAAAGUGCUCCUGAAACCAACAAAGAUGUUGCAGAACUGCUCUCGAGCAACGAAACACCAGCCAGCAAUUCGCAACCAGAGACUGAGCCUCCAGUCAAGUUUCCUGAAUCCCAAAGUCCCCUCUCAAGUAUCCCUUCUGAGCAACAUGAAAAGGAACCUGAGCCACCUGUUACAGAGGCUGAAUCUAACAGUACAGAUGAUCAGAAAGUUGCUGAUAAUUAUCCAGUUGAAGAAGCUGUGUCUCCCCCUCCAAAGUCAAGAAACAAAAAGGCUAAAACCUCUCCUACCACACCAGUAACUACACCUCUGCCUGCUACCCCAGACAAACAGAGUACCCGCAAAAGUGUGCGCAUUGACAAAGAAAAACUGAAACGCUCAUCUUCUCCAAGAGGAGUGGCAUCCAAGGCAGUACCUGAUUCAAAGUCAGUAAGUAAGUCCCCUGGGCACAGCACAGAAAUGGAGCAAGGUACAGAGCAAAAUGUACCACCUAGGGCAAGACGUAGGAAUGUGCGUUCUGUUUAUGCUAAACCAUUUGAAGAUGAAAAUGCUCUGCAACCUGGAAAAGAUGCUGAAUCACCUCGUGCUGUGCGGAAGCGUGGCGUAGAUAAAGAUGUGGGUACUGAUGUAGAGACUGUUACUGCAGCACCCUUGAAACGGGGACGCCCCCCCAAGAAUCGACGCCAAGCAGAGGAUGUACCAGCAGGAAAAACUGAACGGUCAAAAUCAACUGAGUCUAAAGAAUUGGAUGCAAGUGAGAUGAACAGUGAGGAUGUUCCCAAAGUAGGUAAAGGCAAAUUUUCACCCCACACACAAAAAGGAGUAAGUCCAGUGAAUGUAUCCGCAUCUGGAAAUGGAAAAAAGGGAGACAAAAUGGAGAAAAUAUCAGAAAGUUCCAAACUCAUUACUGAAGAAAACUCUCUUGUUCUUAAAAACCUUACAAUUCGGCUUGAUGUGACAGAGGUAAAGGCAAUGCUUCAGACUAGUGAAGAUGAACCUGGAGCUGAUGAUUCUCCCAAAAAGAGCUCACCUGGUGUAUCUUCAAAGGAUGAGGUACUAGAAGCUAAAUUUGAAAAUGAUGCCAUGGAUGAAGUUAAUAAUAGUGAAGGAGAAACAUUGCUUGCUUCAACAAAAGCCAUUGAGCCAGAUGUAGCUUUGCUGUCUCGAGAGCUGGAGCUUGAGCAAGCUGUUGAGAAUAUUGCAAAGCUGACAGAAGAUGCAUCUCCUCCUCCGUUCAAAAGUAACUUGACAAAGGCACAACGUUCAUUAGCUGAAGAACCAGAGCGAGACUCAGAAGAAGAAAAGCCUGCAAAUCCAUCCAGUGAAACAGAGCUUGCUGCUGCUAUAGAUUCCAUUACGUCAGAGGACACAUCUUGUACCCUGCCACAAGAACAAAUAAUCAACUCUGCUGUAGAUUCGGAUGCUGAUAUGCAGACACUUGGAUCCAGUUCAAAAGUAUCUGAAACCUGUGUUAGCACAACAGUUGAGGAGACCAUAACCACUCCUAAAAAAGUGUGUAAAGGCAGAGCAAAAGCAUCAAAGAAGGGCAAAGGCCAAAAGGGUGCUGGAAGCAAAAAGGAACCCUUCAAAGAUGCAGUUUUGGAUGCUGAAAACAUCCCUGUGAAGUCACCAGAAUCCAUACCCACCGAACUUCCAACAGUCACAGAAAGAUCACCCACAAGUACAGCUGUUGUCAUUACUUCCUCGUCCAAGCAGGGUGUAACUUUAACAGCGCCUAAUGCAGACAUUCCAAAUGAACCUGAGUUGCCUCUUAAAACUGAGAUGGAUAUCCCAAAAUCUUCUCCUGCUCUCAGCAGAAGCCCAACAUCCAAGUAUCAGCCUUAUUCAUACAAAAACACAUCCCCCUCAAUGUCUCCAACAAGAACUUGCCUCAAGAAUUUAUCCUCAUACCCAAGCAGGAUUUCUGUUUCCCCAACAGAGCGCUUCAAUCAGCCAAAAGAAGCUGGGGUCCUCUCCCCUCCACAGACCUCUGUGGAGAGCCCGACAUUACCCUCUGAUACCCCUGUUCAUGAUGCCAACUCAGGUGAUUUGCGUAAAAUCCUCACAAAGCCUAGAACUGGCCCAGUGUUGGACAUUGGUGCUACAUCUGGGAAUAUGCAUCCUCAUUCUGUAAGGGAAAGUGACAUUACACCAGAAGUGGUAACCAGCAAAAGUGCUCAUCAGGAUAACAGGCAACCCUCCGUUUCAGCCCAACCUGUAGUUCGACAACCUGCUUCUAUACCAUCCCCAGAAACAAAGCAGAUCUUCAGUGAGAAGUCUGUUAUUUCGGUUAUUGCUUCCACUCCUACCUCUGUCAUCAGUCGAGUUUGCAAUCCCCCUGACUCAGAGGAUAAGCCAAAUGUUCCCAUUGGAAAUCCCUUUCUCGACAAACAACCUCCAAAACAGAUUUACCAGCCAAGCUUGGAGGAAAGCAGUACUUACCAUGGUCCACCAGUCGGUGAGGAAGGUGGAAAUGCUGGUCGUUAUAUUGUGGAGAGUACAUCGCUGAGUACAGGUUCAAGCACAGGACUGAGAGUUCAGACGUCAGAAGGUGUAGUGGUGCUGAGUCAUUCUGGCCAGAAAAUGGAGGGGCCACAUCGCAUAAGUGCCAAAAUCAGCCAGAUCCCACCUGCCAGUGCUGUGGACAUAGAGUCACAGCAGCUGGUGUCCAUGCCCCAGAUCAAGCAGGAACUUUACAGUGCCUCCCAACCACCAUCUUCGAAAUGCUCACUUCCUUCAGAUCAUGGGCAUUCAAUGAAACCACAACUAAAUGUCUCCACAAUUAAACAAGAGUCUGCACUGGACAAAUUAGAAUCCUCUUACACUCCAGUUCAAAGUGGAGUUGUUAAAAUAUUGCAACAAACGCCUGGCCCAUCACAGGUCAUGAGUUACCAUCAUACAGUGAUGAAGCACCCCAAGAAGGGAGAUGGGUCAGAGUCCCUCAGCGUGGAUGGCGUGAAACCUGCCUGGGUCCCAACUAUUAGUCCUGCUAUAAGUCCACAUCUUCCCCCAGCAGCAAGCAAUCAUGUUGGGUUCAUAGCUGGCACGUCGACAGAUCGAACUCCGUCACUUAUUCAACCUAAGCAGGAGCCGCGAUCUCCCAGGAAAUCUGGACACCCUCAUUCUCCUUUUGCCAAAGUGUCGUCUCCUAUAGGCUCUUCAUCUCCAAAAGGUGUGUCUAUGGUCCUUCCCCCUGGAUUACCCCCUCUGUCCCCAUAUGUUUCCACUGUCCACCACUCUGAGCAGUCUGUGAUCAUGCCCCCACACAAUGCUCACAGUGGUAUUGGAAGAAUGUCACCGCACCGUGUUGGCCCAAUAGGGCACCUCACUCAGGGUGAGGUAAGAGUGAACACUCCUCCCCUCUCUAUGAUGAACUAUGCCAUUCACUCUGAAAGCCUCACUUCCUCUUGGCCACCUGGCCAGCAGCGGCCCACAUCUCCCCAGGCUGUGGGGAACAGGGAAAUGGUCCUCAAAGUUAACACAGCCAAUGCAAGAAGCCAUGAUGGGGGGGAAGAAGAGGCAAGGCGUUUCCAUACAUCUCUUGGAAGACCACCAGCUGCUCAACUGAAACCAGAAUCCAUACCAGCAGAAUAUCGAGGAGCUCCCAGUGGUUUACCAAUCGAACGAUUCAACAUGUCACCAAGAGACAUGCGAGUACUCAUUCAUCACCAGCAAAGCGAUCGUCCCACUGCAGAAUUACACCAGGUGCAUGUCCCUGAGAACAUACCACCCUCUUCAACUCCUACCAGCAUGGCGGCAUCUCUUUCCCCUCGGCCACACUUGUUAGCAAAGGGAGUAUCUGAGAAGGACCCCUCGAAAACAUCAGAGCUUAGGAGGGCACAGACGCCUCCCAAUAAGGAGGGAAUGAUGGCAAUCCGUAGUGCAAUGCCUCCCAUGGCUUCUCCUCAGAGAGUUCAGCUGAUGACACCAGGAGCUGGAACGUCCUUCCCUGAAUAUUCAGCCAUGUAUACAAACCUACGGCCCACCCACGCUCAGUUUGCUGAUAAUUCUCCAAUGGGGAUUAACCAGUCCACCCAUAGCAUCCCACCAUCACAGGGAGCUCAGGAGCCAGAGUCAAGUCAGCCACAAGCUGAAGCUAAAGUGGAGUUGGUUGGACAUCAGCCGGUGAAUAUGGUGCAGCUUCUGACGAAAUACCCUAUUGUGUGGCAAGGCCUACUGGCACUGAAGAAUGAUACAGCAGCGGUUCAGCUGCAUUUCUUAUGUGGAAACAAAGCUCUUGGCCUGCGGUCUUUGCCUCUCCCGGAGAGCGGAGGGAUUCUCCGCAUCGUACAGAGAAUGAGGCUGGAGGCGCAGCAGUUGGAGGGAGUCGCUCGCAGAAUGACGGGGGAGAGUGACUUCUGCCUCCUGUUGGCCAUGCCGUGUGGCGUCAACCAGGACGACGUGUUAAACCAAACGCAGGCGCUCAAGUCUGCCUUCAUCAAUUACCUGCAGGCCAAACUGGCGGCUGGAAUCAUCAACGUCCCCAAUCCCGGCUCCAAUCAGCCUGCCUACGUGCUGCAGAUCUUUCCACCGUGCGAGUUUUCCGAGAGCCACCUGUCGCGCCUCGCUCCGGACCUCCUCAGCCAGAUCUCCAGCAUCUCUCCGCACCUCAUGAUUGUCAUCACCUCUGUGUGAUUCACCUGUCUCCUCCACGGAUCUCUCCUCGUGUCUGUGGGCCACGGAUGCUCUUCUGCGUUUCUGUACAGUCUGACUUCAUGUCUCUGCAGUGUUUGUAUUUAUUGAUCAAUUUCAUUUGUUCAUGGAAAUGCUUCAUUGGGCGAAAAGAAAAAAAAAAUCACAACUGUCUUGAGCGACGCGUGACGUUUUCUUCAUUUGUUGAUUUUGAGUCUAUUUUUUGAAGAACGAAUCAUAGAAAUUAUUGUAACAUAAAUGUGUUUUUAACCAGUCAUGUGGUCCCGUAGAGGAUUGAACAUUGAGAUCGUCUCCGAUCACCCGCAGCAAACCGACAGGAUCAUGGAGUUUCUGGUUUGCCGGACUGUAAAUAUUUUAAAUAUUUAAAACCGUGGCGAGAUGAAACGAGCCCAAAAGAGUCGCCCUUUACCUUCGGCUGUGGAUCGUACAGUAUCUGGAGGACUGAAAGAAAUACAGAAUCAAACCGCUUUUGUGAUGUAAAUACUUGUGAGACUUUGGGGCUGGCAGCUCUUUGGUGGGUUUGUUGCGGGCACUUCAGAUUUUCUUACUCAAAUAAAAAAAAAGGCCAUAAAA
Megalobrama amblycephala (Wuchang bream) is the source of this 10242-nucleotide messenger RNA. Its product is annotated as msx2-interacting protein. Gene Ontology annotation, molecular function: mRNA binding. Gene Ontology annotation, cellular component: nucleus. Gene Ontology annotation, biological process: regulation of transcription by RNA polymerase II. Lineage: Eukaryota; Metazoa; Chordata; Actinopteri; Cypriniformes; Xenocyprididae. The record is from RefSeq and is a predicted model, not a curated record.